Molecule: messenger RNA, 1569 nt
Organism: Adineta steineri
Lineage: Eukaryota; Metazoa; Rotifera; Eurotatoria; Adinetida; Adinetidae
Source: the annotation of a GenBank genome assembly
AUGUCUAUCUGUAUGUACUUUUCUUUAGGUGGAUAUUAUCAAGGUGAUAUAAAACUUCCUGUAUUGUCACAUGGUGUAGCUAAGCGUGGUGUAGCUAUGCGUGGUAGUUAUGUUCGUUGGCCAAAUGGAAUUGUACCAUAUGUCAUUUCAUCAGAUUAUGCAAGUACAGAACAAAAUGCAAUCGUUUAUGCAAUGCGGUUGUUGGAAAAUCUAACAGCAGUUAAUAAUGUACCUUGUGUACAAUUUCGUGACAAAGUGGCAGCAGAUGGUGAUUAUUAUAUAACAAUUUAUAAUGGUUCAGGCUGUAGUUCUUAUGUUGGACGAUACACAGGAUAUACUUUAAAUCGUACAGUUACUUUACAACAUCCUGGUUGUAUAUACAAUGGAACAAUUAUGCAUGAACUUAUACAUACAUUAGGAUUCUUCCAUGAACAAUCACGUCCAGAUCGUGAUAAUUAUGUAAAAGUAAUUUAUGAUACAAUAAUACCAGGUCUGGAACAUAAUUUUGACAAGUAUAAUGAUAGCGAAGUGGACACUUUGAAUACUCCAUAUGAUUAUGGAUCUGUUAUGCACUAUGGCAGAGAUUAUUUUAGUAUAAAUGGUUCGGAUACGCUAGUACCUCUAGACCCGACUGCGAUUAUUGGACAACGUGAUACUUUAAGUCCAAUUGACAUCGAAGAGAUUCAAAUUUUUUAUGGCUGUAUUCCACCUAUAACCACAACAACAAGCACUACAACUACAACGAGCAUCUCUACUACAACAAGCACUACUACUACAGCAAGCACCACAACUACAGAGAGCACUACUACUACAACGAUCCCUAUUACUACAACGAUCACUACUGAUACAAUGAGUACCACUGUCACAACAAGCAUCACCAUUACAACAAGUACUACUACUAAAAUUGGGGCUACCAAUAUAACAAAUGCUGGCAAUUCAACAGCAGUCAAUAAAAUCACAAUAACAGUAGCCACUACUGUUGCUACUACCCGAGCAGCAGUCACUAAUAAUGAUGAUCAUAAUGACAGUGGAAACAUUGGUAUUAUAGUUGGUAGCGUUGUUGGUGGCGUAGUUUUUGUCGUUUUUCUAGUUGGUGUGAUAGGUAUUUGUUGUUGUUUAUAUUUUUGUAAGGGCUCACCUCUUCGCUCAAAUAAAGCAUAUGUUCGCGAUGGAUUACGUGCACAAAAGGAUUUGGGCAAUGCUAUUUUUCAGCCUAGUGCAUUGGCUGGCUAUUUUUACAAAGAUGGUGUAUGGCAAGGUCCUCAUGACUUAACCCUCGCAUUUUAUCCUAAAGCUAAUCAUACUGUAUAUGGCAAAGGAAUCGAUAAUCUUGGUACAUUUGUUGCAACUGGGUCAUAUUCGCCAAGAACGCUUCGAAUGGCGUUUGAAAAACGUUACCAAAAAGGACUAGGAGAUACAAGUCAAAAUCCUGGUCAAACAAUGAUAAUUCAAGCUGAAUGGAAUCCUAACACACAAAGCUUCGAAGGAAAAUAUUAUUUGAAAGGAGAAAAACAUCGUGAAGAGCAAAGGUAUAUGAUAAAGAUAGCAAAUGGAAGAUUUCGUCGAUAG